Aspergillus alliaceus is the source of this 2444-nucleotide messenger RNA. Its product is annotated as terpene cyclase/mutase family protein. Gene Ontology annotation, cellular component: lipid droplet. The coding region runs from base 122 to 2326 and encodes 734 amino acids. Gene Ontology annotation, biological process: triterpenoid biosynthetic process; ergosterol biosynthetic process. The record is from RefSeq and is a predicted model, not a curated record. The transcript has 4 exons. Gene Ontology annotation, molecular function: lanosterol synthase activity. Lineage: Eukaryota; Fungi; Ascomycota; Eurotiomycetes; Eurotiales; Aspergillaceae.
AUUCGGUCUGCCUUUCCAAUUCUCGCUCACCCUUUUCACUUGGUUACCAUACGGUACGGAUAUAUACUCCUUGCUAGCUAAACUAUUCAAGCAAGCUCCACCGGGUACAUCCGUAGUGGAAAUGGCCGAUCAUAUUGCCCCGUGGAGAACCACAGCGCAGGGCCAUUUGACCGCCGACGGUAAUGGAGAUCCCAAAACGGACUACUCAAGGUGGAGAUUGCUAGAUGAUGAUGGCCGUCAGACCUGGCACUACCUAGAAUCCGAUGAGGAAAAUGAAAAAUGGCCUCAAUCGGUAGCCGACAAGUAUUCUUUAGGCCUCCCUACGGGACUGCCUAAGCUGCCACCUGCAAAAACCCCAUUACAAUGUGCAGAGAAUGGCCUGGAGUUCUUCUCUAAACUGCAACUUCCCCCAGGAAAUUGGGCUUGUGAAUAUGGUGGGCCGAUGUUUCUAUUGCCAGGACUCAUUAUCACCUACUAUGUGACUAACACCCCAAUCCCUCCGGAGUAUGCCACUGAGAUUAAGCGAUACCUUUUUGCUCGUCAACACCCCGAAGAUGGGGGCUGGGGUCUGCACAUUGAGGCCCAUAGUUCCGUGUUCGGUACCUGCAUGAAUUAUGUCGCACUACGGUUAGUUGGUGUUAAUGAAGAUGACCAUCGAAUGGUCAAGGCCCGUGGCCUACUGCAUAAAUUCGGUGGUGCCAUUUAUGGACCUCAUUGGGCGAAGUUUUGGCUGAGUAUCCUUGGAGUCAUGGAAUGGGAUUGCGUCAAUCCGGUUCCUCCUGAAAUCUGGCUUCUCCCCGACUGGGUUCCAUUUGCCCCCUGGCGGUGGUGGAUCCAUAUUCGCCAGGUCUUUUUGCCCAUGUCUUACUUGUGGUCGAAGAAAUUCACUCAUCCACUGGACCCACUUACCAAGCAGCUUCGGAAGGAGCUAUAUACAGAGCCAUACGAUUCUAUCAACUUCGCAAGUCACCGUAAUUCUAUCCACAAGGCUGACAAUUACUAUCCGAAGACUUGGCUUUUGAAUAUAAUUAACUCACUUUUGGUCAAUGUCUGGAAUCCUUACCUACGGCUUCCCACCCUCGUGCGCCGUGCGGAAGAAUGGACAUGGGAGCUGAUCCGCAUGGAAGAUGAAAAUACGGACUAUGCAGGACUUGGUCCCGUGAGCAACCCUAUGAACAUGAUUGCCUGUUAUCUUCAUGACGGCCCUGAUAGUUACUCUGCCCGUCGUCACCGAGAACGUCUACAUGAUUAUAUGUGGAUGAAGAAUGAGGGCAUGCUGAUGAACGGUACCAAUGGUGUUCAGGUAUGGGAUACAGCUUUCAUCACGCAAGCUAUCGUUGUUGCUGGCUUUGCAGAUGAUCCUAAAUGGCGACCUAUGCUCACCAAAGCCCUUGAAUUUCUUGAUGAUCAUCAAUUGCGGGAGAAUGUACCUGAUCAGGAGAAGUGCUACCGUCAGCACCGAAAGGGCGCCUGGCCCUUCAGUAACAAAACUCAAGGUUACACAGUUAGUGACUGCACAGCUGAGGGUCUGCGUUCUAGCAUUCAGCUGCAGGAGAUGCACAAUUUUCCUAAAUUAAUAUCAGCAGAGCGUUUGAAGGAUAGCGUUGACUGCUUACUCCUUAUGCAAAACCCCUCUGGUGGCUUUACAGAGUAUGAGACCACUCGUGCCUCACCCAAGGUAGAGUGGCUGAAUGCUGCUGAGGUCUUCGGUGGUAUCAUGAUUGGUUACGACUACCCUGAGUGUACCACUGCUUCCGUCACCGCACUGUCUCUGUUCAGCAAGUUCUAUCCCGAUUAUCGGACCGAUGAGAUUAGGGUGGCUAAAGAAAAAGCAGUCAGAUAUAUCAAGCGUGUGCAGAGGCCAGAUGGAAGCUGGUAUGGAUCCUGGGGCAUCUGCUUCACGUAUGCUGCUAUGUUUGCCUUGGAAAGCCUUGCAAGCAUCGGGGAGACGUACGAAAAUAGCGACUAUUCCCGUCGAGGUUGCGAAUUUCUCCUUUCCAAGCAGAAAGAAGAUGGGGGCUGGGGUGAGUCCUACCUCAGUAGUGAGCGGCAUGUCUAUACCCAUCAUGAACAGUCCCAAGUCUGCCAGACUGCUUGGGCAUGUCUGGCUCUGAUGGAGGCCGGUUAUCCGGAGAAGGAGCCACUUCGGAAGGCGAUGAAACUUAUGAUGUCUCGGCAGCAACCAAACGGUGAGUGGCUGCAGGAGGCUAUUGAAGGUGUUUUCAACCAAUCUUGUAUGAUUUCAUACCCUAACUACAAGUUCUAUUGGCCUAUUCGGGCUUUGGGACUCUACAGCCGGAAGUUUGGCAAUGAAGAACUCCUGUAACAGGGGUGACGGCAGUGACAUUACCCCGAAGAGUAACUUUUUUUCCAUGUAUAAUAUCUUUACUUUCGGCCCACAUAUACACAUACCCAUAAUGAAUAAUUCACAGUGAUCUUCCACU